This is a messenger RNA of Colias croceus (clouded yellow), 690 nucleotides long. It is a transcript of the gene mRpL21, whose product is annotated as 39S ribosomal protein L21, mitochondrial. Gene Ontology annotation, cellular component: ribosome; mitochondrial large ribosomal subunit. Lineage: Eukaryota; Metazoa; Arthropoda; Insecta; Lepidoptera; Pieridae. Gene Ontology annotation, molecular function: RNA binding; structural constituent of ribosome. The record is from RefSeq and is a predicted model, not a curated record. The transcript is spliced from 2 exons. Gene Ontology annotation, biological process: translation. Bases 113 to 646 code for a protein of 177 amino acids.
UGCUAUUUUGACACUCGAUAAUUCUGUACUUAUUUUGUUCAAAUGAGGUUAUAAAAAUUUGUUACAAAAUAUUAUAAAUAUCGCCAAUUAUUACCAUAUUUAAUUGAGAAUAAUGGCCUUAAUAAGAGCUGGCUUGCAAAGGCUAGCCAGCGUGUUUAGCAAUGGGCAAGGUGGAAUGCUAUCAAGAUUUAUAACAAACCAUGCUCCAGCACAAACUCAAUCAGUAGCCGAUACUACGAAAGAUGUAAUAUCUACGUGUAAUAAACUUAUUGAAGAUAGAGUUUCACGAAAUUUUGCCAUUGUACAUUUGCUUGGUAAACAGUGGAGAGUUACAGAUGGUGAUCUAUUAGUUGUCGAGGGUUACUGGCCGCCAAAUAUUGGUGAUAAAAUAACAUUAGACAAAGUUCUGCUCGCUGCUACUAAAGAUUUCUCUCUAAUUGGUAGACCCAUUGUUCAACCAGGUUUAGUCACUGUUACUGCAACAAUAAUAUCAAAAGGCCUCUCACACACGCGAACACACUUCAAAAAGAAGCGAAGGAAGCAGUUCAUGAGAAUUAACUUCCAGAGAGCAGAACAAACUAUGCUCAGGAUAAAUUCUGUGGUUAUCAAUAAUAGAAUUAAUGAAGCCCCGAAGAAUGUGUUUUAGAUAAGUAUAGAAUUUAGUUUAGAAUAAAGUGUUACAAUAUAAAA